AUGGGCAUCUUUGGCCGUCCUGUUACGAUUCAACUGAAGUACGUCUUUCAAGAAUUGUGGCGGCUGCAGUCUGGAUGCGAUGAUGUAACUCCGGACGGUCUUGUCCCCAGACGUAAGGAGUGGUCAAAUGAAACUGCAAAGCUAGGAGAAAUACGACCGCCAAGAUACUACUAUCCAACGGUAGCGUCGUUCGAUAAUGUGGAAUUACACGCUUUCUGUGACACGAGCGAUAAGGCGUUUGCUUGUGUGAUCUACAUAGGUUAUUCUCGAGAAGGUAAGUCACACGUUGAUCUGGUUUACGCUAAAUCAAGGGUAGCGCCCUUAAAGGCAAAAACCGUACCGUGGUUGGAACAGCUAGGAUGCGUUCUGGCCAAAUUAUGCUUGUGCUGCGAUUUUUUCUGGUGUGAUUCGAAGUUCUGCUGGAGUUUGCUGAAUACAAAUCAAAAACUGACGGCAUACGUUGGUGAUCGCGUUAUGCAAAUCAAAGAGAAUGCUCACGGGUUAGAGUUGUGGCCUUGGAUGCUGUCGCAGCUGAACGAGGCCGACUUGGCUACGAAGUGUGCCAAAUUCGGUAGUAUACUAGAAUGUGUUCGUGGUCCGGAUUUCAUUUAUCGUGAUAGUAUCAACUGGCCGAAUUGUGAACCGUUGGAAAUGUUGAAAUGA
Topomyia yanbarensis is the source of this 663-nucleotide messenger RNA. RefSeq lists its product as uncharacterized. The transcript has a single exon. NCBI's taxonomy places the organism in Eukaryota, Metazoa, Arthropoda, Insecta, Diptera, Culicidae. The record is from RefSeq and is a predicted model, not a curated record. Bases 1 to 663 code for a protein of 220 amino acids.